GCUGAGCCAAAUAGUGAACGACCACUAUUAGGAUGGAUAUACUUAAAGCUGAGAUCGCAAGGAAGAGGAAACUCCUCGAAGAAAAGGAGCUUGUUGACGACACCAAGAGAUUCUUCAAGAGGUCUGAUCUUGCCCGCAAGGAGCAAGAAGAUUACUACAGAAGAUGUGGAUAUAAGAUUGAUAAAAAGGAGGAGGAUGAGCCAUCCACCUCAGCUAAUCCAGUGUUAGAACUGGAACUGACAGAGGAGAAGCUGCCAAUGACACUGUCACGACAGGAGGUAAUUCGGCGUCUGAGAGAACGAGGGGAACCAAUCCGCCUGUUUGGAGAGUCUGACUAUGAUGCCUUCCAGAGACUCAGAAAGAUUGAGAUUCUGACCCCAGAAGUGAACAAGGGUUUGAGGAAUGACCUGAAGGCAGCCAUGGAUAAGAUUGACCAGCAGUACCUGAAUGAAAUUGUCGGGGGAACAGAGCCAGGAGAAGUGGACACACAGCACGACUUAAAAGUGCACGAAGAAAACACCACAAUAGAAGAACUGGAGGCUCUUGGCAACACCUUAGGCAAGGGAGAUGAUCAUGGAGACCAGGAUGUUAUUGACAAAUUUUUGAGGUUUCUUCUUGGAGUUUGGGCCAAAGAUCUGAACAGCCGAGAGGACCAUGUGAAGCGCAGUGUUCAGGGCAAGCUGGCCAGUGCAACCCACUCACAGACUGAGUCUUACCUCAAACCUCUUUUCAGGAAGCUCAGAAAGAAGAAUUUACCCGCUGACAUCAAAGAAUCUAUCACAGACAUCAUUAAGUUCAUGUUGGAGAGGGAAUAUGUUAAGGCGAAUGAUGCAUAUUUGCAGAUGGCUAUUGGAAAUGCUCCCUGGCCUAUUGGUGUGACCAUGGUGGGUAUCCAUGCCCGUACUGGGCGAGAAAAGAUCUUCUCCAAACAUGUGGCCCACGUUCUCAAUGAUGAGACACAGAGAAAAUACAUUCAGGGACUGAAGAGGCUGAUGACAAUCUGCCAGAAACACUUCACUACUGAUCCAUCAAAGUGUGUGGAGUACAAUGCUCUCUAAUUUGUAACUCCAUCUUAUCUCAUGACAAGGCUGUCAGAACCAUUGUAUCACAAUCCAAAAUAGGAUUUUUUGUAUUAGUAUGAUGUGAAUGUAAGUACAUUUUCAUCUGACUGGGGAUAACUGUGAGAGAAAAUGCAUAAUUUCAACAAAAUUAGGGCGAGUGAGAGAGUAAAAAUUCUCUCACCAUAUUAUUUAACUGACAUUAAUUUCACUUACAAGAAUGAAAACAUCACAGAUUAAGCUGGAGAACACUCAUCAGCCCCUGAGACUCAUCAGCCUGGUUUAGUGAACUACUGGGAAAACAGAUGCACCAGUCAGACCUUUUUAGUAGUUACAAGUCUUCAGUCCUUCUUGUGACAAUAUGUAUUAAUGGAUGCUCUGAGGAAUCAAGACUGUUUUUGCAGGAAGAACCCAAGUAUCAAACUUGACUUCCUGCUGUUUUUUCAAGGCUGUAAAAAUAUAUUCCUUAAGUACUAGCAUACAUAUGUUUUCAAAGAUUUAUUUUGAUGUGGUGAGAGAUCCAGUGGUGUAAGUUUUAUUACACUUCAGAUACAAGUUUUCACAUUUUCAGCAGAUAAUGAAACCAGUCUGUGUCCCUGCACCAUC
Molecule: messenger RNA, 1664 nt
Organism: Scomber japonicus (chub mackerel)
Lineage: Eukaryota; Metazoa; Chordata; Actinopteri; Scombriformes; Scombridae
Gene: prpf18
Product: PRP18 pre-mRNA processing factor 18 homolog (yeast)
Exons: 10
Coding region: 33-1058 (341 amino acids)
Biological process (GO): generation of catalytic spliceosome for second transesterification step; RNA splicing
Cellular component (GO): U5 snRNP; U2-type post-spliceosomal complex; U4/U6 x U5 tri-snRNP complex
Source: RefSeq, a predicted model, not a curated record